Molecule: messenger RNA, 2173 nt
Organism: Microcebus murinus (gray mouse lemur)
Lineage: Eukaryota; Metazoa; Chordata; Mammalia; Primates; Cheirogaleidae
Source: RefSeq, a predicted model, not a curated record
GGUGCUGAGUGGGCCACCUCCCCCUGGAAGCCCUGGGGGACUGCCAGGCCAGGCUGAGCUUGUCCUACUUCACAAACACUCAAGAUUCUGCACCUCGAGGCCAGAUCUCCCCUCCCUUUCCCCGUCCAGGAUCUACCAGGAGCCCCUCGGAGCACAGGAUCAAAGAAGGGCAACACACAGUGGACACCGGAUGCCCCAGGGAAGCGGGAGCCUGGUGGGGGAGGGCGGGAAGGGCUGGAGGAUGAAGGGGCCGAGGGGGAGGGAGAGGAUUCCAGGGCCCCCGCUGACCACAGGGGUGGUCCCGGGAUAAACCUCAGCAUGUGGAUCUAAGGAAAAUCUGUGCCCAAGGAGGGAGGGUGGGGACAAUGAGGAAACUGAGGUUCAGCAAGGUUAAGCGACAAGCCCACUGGCACACAGCGAGUAAGCGGCAGAGCUGGGCUUGCAGCCCAGGUGUGUGAAGCUCAAGGCCACACCCGAGCUUUCUUGCUGUGCUGCCAGGGGCUCGCUGAAGGCAGGGAGUGGCGGUUUGUCCCACAGCAUCUGGCCAAGUGGAAGCUCAGAGAGGCAAAGGGAACCGUGGAUUCUUCUCUCUUUGCAGCCUGCCAAGAGGGGACGGCCGUGCUGCAGAAGGACUUGGAGAAGAUCAAGAUUCCAAAUUACUCAAGAAAGUUUAAAAUCAAGGUUUUGGGCAAAGGGAAUUAUAGCUUCUACAGCAUGAACGUCCGUGGGUUCCAGCUUCCCAGUCGCCAGGUCAUCCUGGUGCCCGACGUGGGCCUUAAACUCUUCAUCGGCAAUGCCAGCGUCAAGAUAAGCGGAAAGUGGAAGGCACAAAAGAGCUUUAUCAAAACCAGCGGCAACUUUGACCUGACGGUGGAGGGCGUUUCCAUCUCGGCCGGCGUGCGGGUGGGCAGCGACCCCGCCUCGGGCAAGGCCACGGUGACCUGCUCGGGCUGCAGCAGCCACAUCAGCAGCGUGGGCGUGCACAUCGCGGGCAGCAGGCUGGGGUGGCUGAUCCGACUCUUCCGCAAACAGAUUGAAUCUUCCAUCAGAAACAACAUUCAGGACAAGAUCUGCAAAGUAGUGGCCAAUUCUGUGUCAUCUAAGCUGCAGCCUUUUUUCCAGAAUCUGCCAGUGAUGGCCAAAAUAGAUGCUGUGGCUGGGAUCGACUAUCGUCUGGUGGCACCUCCAACAGCCACCUCUGAGUACCUGGACGGGCACCUGAAGGGGGAGUUUUUCAGCUGGGCCGACCCCAUGCCGCCUCCCUUUGCCCCGCCAGCGCUGGAGUUUCCCGCCAUCCACGACCGCAUGGUGUACCUGGGCCUCUCGGAAUACUUCUUCAACACGGCGGGGCUCGUGUACUACGAGGCCGGAGCCUUGCAGCUGACCCUUACGGAUGACAUGAUUCCAGAAAAAUCGUCCUUCCGGCUGACAACCAGAUUCUUUGGAACCUUCCUACCCCAGGUGGCCCAGAUGUUCCCGGACAUGAACAUGCAGCUUGACGUCUCAGUCUCCACCCCGCCACACCUGUCCAUGCAGUCCUCCGGCCUUGUCCUCACCCCUUACCUGGAGGCUGAAACCUUCGCCAUCCUCCCCAACUCCUCCCUGGCUUCCCUCUUCCUGCUUGGCUUGAGCACGAACGCUUCUGUGAGGGUUGGCGCCAUGGCCAGCAGGCUGGUCGGAGAGCUCGAGUUGGACAGGCUGCUCCUGGAACUGAAGCACUCGAAUAUCGGCCCCUUCCCGGUUGCACUGCUGCAGGCCAUCAUGGACUACGCCGUGCCCACUCUUGUGCUGCCCAGGGUUAACCAGAAGCUGCAGAGGGGCUUCCCGCUCCCGGUGCCCUCCCACUUCCAGCUGUACAACCCGGUGCUUCGCUCUCACCAGGGUGUCCUGCUGUUCGGCGCAGACGUCCGCCAUGCAGAAGUGGCCCCGAGUGCUGGGGGCUGUCGCCGCUCCUGUUCCUGACGGGCGCAGGGCACGGGCUGCCUUUCUCCAGGGACCCCCCUCUCGAUCUCAGCAAGAACCCCUCGCAAACGUCUCUGCACCCAGACCCGGAAACGGGCUGAACGUGGGGAGCCGGUCGCUGGCCGAGGCCACGGCGUGUGUUUCACGGGCGAAGGCCACAGGGACGUUUCCUCCAGGAAUUGUGCUUCCCUUAUGACCAGGAUGCUUCCCU